GUUCGAGCUGACUGGAUAGUCGAGGAGGGUUCUAUGUUGACAGCAGCUCAACAAGCUCAAACUGCUGUGCGAAAAAGAAGGGUAAUGUAUGUGUUGAUUCUGAUGGUGGUGGUGUUCAUGGCAAGUUGGUUACCAUUAUCAGCUGUCAACUUGAUAAAAGAUUUAGAAAUUCCUUUGAGUUGA
Cylicostephanus goldi is the source of this 183-nucleotide messenger RNA. The record is from the annotation of a GenBank genome assembly. NCBI's taxonomy places the organism in Eukaryota, Metazoa, Nematoda, Chromadorea, Rhabditida, Strongylidae.